AUGAAGAGGCACGCACUCUACCCCGUUUCCUGUUGUACGCCGGUUCGUCGUCGUCUCCGUUCAGUGUUCGAUGUUGUUAUGGCGGUAGACAUCGCUGUCACCACCGCUGCUGCGUGGCGAGCGACAAAGCCGAAGAACGCCCGCAUAUGUAUACCGCUACUAAUUGCAUUCCACGCAUGCCACGUGACUUACGGCCGCCAGCCUUUUGUAAACACUGCGCGUCGCGGCGGCGGCGGUGGCGGCGGCGGCGGCGGCGGCGGCGAUCGUCGGUUCGUUCGUUCCGCUACCUGUAUACCGGCCGCUGUGGCUGAACGCGGACCAGUUGCCAAGCCUCCUGCCGCUUCGAGACCGCUUCUGCGGGACGUGAGUGAGUAA
This is a messenger RNA of Soboliphyme baturini, 375 nucleotides long. Lineage: Eukaryota; Metazoa; Nematoda; Enoplea; Dioctophymatida; Soboliphymatidae. The record is from the annotation of a GenBank genome assembly.